Lichtheimia ornata is the source of this 588-nucleotide messenger RNA. RefSeq lists its product as uncharacterized. Bases 1 to 588 code for a protein of 195 amino acids. Lineage: Eukaryota; Fungi; Mucoromycota; Mucoromycetes; Mucorales; Lichtheimiaceae. The transcript is spliced from 4 exons. Gene Ontology annotation, cellular component: membrane; cytoplasm. The record is from RefSeq and is a predicted model, not a curated record.
AUGUCGACUGCUCCAGCUUCUUCUUUGCCCUCAUGGCUCGCUUGGUACCUUGCCCAACUUGCUGCCAACCCUCUUCGCACCAAGGCUAUCACCAACAGUAUCUUGGCAGCCAACCAAGAAGCUGCUGCCCAAAAGUUGUCCGGUAGCAAGAGCAUCGAUAAGCGUGUGUUCCAAAUGGCUGCUUACGGUCUUCUCAUUGCUGGUCCCUUGAACCACUUGUUGUAUGAGAUUAUGGGCAAGUUGCUCGCUGGCAAGCCCGCCAAGCAAGCUAAGAUUGGUCAAUUGCUCUUCAGCAACUUCAUCAUCUCCCCUACCAUGAAUUCCAUCUACAUCAGUGUCAUGACCAUUCUUGCUGGUGCUCGUUCCUUUGACGAAGUCAAGAAGGCAUGGAAGAACGGCAUCUUGUCCAUGCAAAAGGUUUCAUGGUGCGUCUCCCCCUGCAGCAUGAUCUUUGCUCAAAACUUCAUUCCCCAAUUCGCCUGGGUGCCUUUCUUCAACUUGACCGCCUUUUUCGUUGGCACCUACUUGAACACCAUGAUCAAGAAGCGUCGUAUGGAGGCUGCUAAGAAGGAGGGCAAGGAGCAGUAA